AUGAUAAUUCGUUCAUACUGUCGUUUUUUAUCUAUUGGAUUAAUGAUAGCCACAUUUCUGGCUUAUACGGUCGUUACUCGUAAUCGUCUUUAUUCCCAUAGUGAUGUGAAAAAUAAUAAUUCGUACGUUGAGCAAAUGAAAUCGAAGAAUCUGAAUUCUCACACACAGAAACAUAAUUCAAAAGUCUCAAAUAUUUAUCUUCGCGAUAUAAUUAACUUAGAACCAUUAAGACUAAUUUUAAAUACUACUGGUUUAUUGUACCAGUUUACAAACAGUACAAUACGUACUAAAUCAAAACAAGCGAUUGAUUUUCCAUACACAUAUCAUAACAACAGUGAUUUAAAUAAAUCAAUUGGUUUAAUUAUAAUGAUUCAUGGUUAUCGACGUUUAGGUGAUGAUUGGUUUACACUUUCAGGUGGUCGACGUAUAGUUCGAUCAUUUUUGGCGGCAGCUAUGGACAAACGAAAUCCACCUACGUCUUUUGAUUUAAACUGGCCUCUGAAAAAUCAGACGACUAAUACUGAUGUGCUCAACGUAUUAGUUGCUUUUCAUACUUGGCUCAAGCAACAUUAUCGUGACGAUAAUAAUCCUAAUUUAUUUUUAUACGCUGUAUCAUCUGGCUGUAAAUUUGCCACGAUAUUAUCUCGUGCCUUACCUAUUAUUGCACAAGUUUUACUUGUUGGUAUUGGUUCAGUAGAAGCGAUAACAACUCCAUUAACACGACGAUUCAGUGCAAAUUUGUCACAAUCACUUGCUCCUGUUUUUACUCAAUCGAAUUUAUUUCCAGUAUCUCCCACGUUAUUCAAUUAUGCAUUACAUGACAAAAAUAUCGUUAUCGGUCAAAUAUUACCUCAAGUGCAACUAAUGCGUCAGAAUUCAUUUGAACUAGGUGGUUUUUUAUUGACAUAUAAUGAGAGCAUUCAUAUAUUAGUCAUUCACCCAUCUGAAUUAGGCGCCUUAACAUUGCAAGAAAAGUUAGAUGAAUGGCAAUUCAAACCCUAUUUAUCCCGUCUAUUUUAUCAAAUUUCUACAUCUGAUUAUUAUAGAUCAUCUAACUAUUAUGCAACAUCAAAUUCAACAAUAAAAGGUAAAACAUUUUGGUGUACAACAGGUGAUAUAAUAGACGCAGUUCGACAAUUUAUUGAUGUCAAGAACGUACCCAAAGCAAGGAGGAUUAUUGUAGCUAUUGAUAUUAUGACCACACGUGGAAUAGAAGAAUAUGAUGAUGGAACAAUAUGGGAAAGACAUACAAGACAAUCCUGUAUUUGGGCUAAUGUGUCAUCGGUUAUCCGUGAAAUGUGA
Messenger RNA from Didymodactylos carnosus, 1302 nucleotides. The record is from the annotation of a GenBank genome assembly. Lineage: Eukaryota; Metazoa; Rotifera; Eurotatoria; Philodinida; Philodinidae.